Amaranthus tricolor (Joseph's coat) is the source of this 990-nucleotide messenger RNA. RefSeq names its product serine/threonine-protein phosphatase 7 long form homolog. Gene Ontology annotation, biological process: meristem development; meristem maintenance. Lineage: Eukaryota; Viridiplantae; Streptophyta; Magnoliopsida; Caryophyllales; Amaranthaceae. The record is from RefSeq and is a predicted model, not a curated record. The transcript is spliced from 6 exons. The coding region runs from base 1 to 990 and encodes 329 amino acids.
AUGGAUCCAGCAGCUCCAGGCCCUCUCGACCAUAGUGUCCUUACGAUGCAGGCGAAUCACAUGAGCGAUGUGUCCGACACGGAGACCAUAUACACCAGGCAUCCCGAUUCAGCUCCGUGGGCGAUCGACGCAAGGAUCGUUCUGUACCUUCAGUUUGCGAGGUUGCAUGACUUCCACCUGAUCGCGUACGGGAGAGUCGAUCGGGCGCUAGUCACGGCUUUAGUCGAGCGAUGGCGCCAGGAGACUCAUACCUUCCACCUACUUGUAGGUGAGGCUACUGUCACAUUACUUGACGUAGCUGUGCUUACACGACUUCCCAUCGAGGGACAUGCCGUGUGCAUCGAUGGACGCCAAUUCGAAAGCUGGAAAGACAAAGUCCAUAGAUUACUAGGAAACUUCUCGGACCUCCCUGAAGGUGCUGAUGACGCCACCGUUGAGAAAUACGCUAGAGCGUAUCUCUUUUAUCUGAUUGGUGCUGUCUUGUUCUCCGACAAGAUUGGCAACUGGGUACAACUAUUGUACUUGACGUUGCUUGAUGCGCCAUGGGAGGUCAUUGCCGGGUACAGCUGGGGUUCAGCAGCCCUUGCGUAUCUGUACAGGAGGCUUUGUGAAGCUUCACGGAAGAACGUGAAGGAGAUCGCUGGGCCCCUGAUUAUACUGCAGCUUUGGGCAUGGGAGCAUGUCCUCAUUGGUCAACCGAUGAGGAAUGUGGGACGUGGUGCAUUUGCGCCACCACUACUUCCUCCUCCGCAUGUGCCAUAUGGAUCGCGUUGGUCCUUUGAAAGACGAACCAGGACCCACACUAGAUCGGGUGUGGGGUUCUACCGCGAUCUACUACGAGCUAACCAGGGCAUCUCGCCGCCAUGUGACACAGAGACAGAGCUCCAUAACUCUCGCAAGGGUCGGGAGCCCAAGAACUGGCUGGAGAUCAACGUGCGCCAUGUCGCUCGUUGGGAGCACAUGCUAGAGUUGCUGGCUCAAGCAAAUUAA